This is a messenger RNA of Fusarium mangiferae, 1650 nucleotides long. RefSeq lists its product as uncharacterized. Bases 1 to 1650 code for a protein of 549 amino acids. The transcript is spliced from 5 exons. Gene Ontology annotation, biological process: transmembrane transport; basic amino acid transport. Gene Ontology annotation, molecular function: basic amino acid transmembrane transporter activity. The record is from RefSeq and is a predicted model, not a curated record. NCBI's taxonomy places the organism in Eukaryota, Fungi, Ascomycota, Sordariomycetes, Hypocreales, Nectriaceae. Gene Ontology annotation, cellular component: fungal-type vacuole membrane.
AUGAGGAACUCGUCUCUCACAGCCCAGGAUCCUGAAGCAUUGGACCCUUCACAGCAAAGCAACAGUGAAAAUGAUACCCUGGAGCCUCGUGAGGAUCAACCGCUACUUCAAGCUCCCGACGAAGACAGUUGGAAACCCCCUCGUGGGUUCGUCUGGAUUCAGUUGGCCAUUAUGUCGAAUGUAUUCCUCUACGGCCUCGAUAGUACCAUCACCGCUGCCACCUAUGCCGUCAUCAGCUCUGAGUUCGAUGCCGCAAACACAGCCUCAUGGUUGACUACAUCGUAUCUUGUCACUAGCACAGCGUUCCAGCCUCUCUAUGGCAGGGUAUCUGAUAUCUUUGGACGACGACUGUGUUUCUUCAUUUCGACCAUUACGUUUGCCUUUGGAUGUCUUGGAUGUGGUGUUGCGAACAAUAUCAUCUUUCUCAAUGUCAUGAGAGCAUUGACGGGCUUUGGCGGUGGAGGCUUGAUGACAAUGGCCACUAUUGUCAAUUCGGACAUGAUUCCUUUUAGGAAGCGCGGCAUGUACCAAGCUCUUCAGAACGGCAUCUAUGGCUUUGGAGCUAUUUCUGGAGCUUCCUUUGGUGGCUCGAUUGCCGACCAUAUUGGCUGGAGAUGGUGUUUUCUCUUCCAGGUGCCCGUAUCAAUCAUGGCUCUGAUCAUUGGAGCUCUGGUCGUCUCUGAUCAAUCUGGAGGUUUUUCGCUCGAUGGCAGUCUAGGUACUGUCUGGCACAGAGUCGAUUUCUCUGGGUCACUUCUUCUAGUCGUAGCUAUCUCGGUUCAGCUUGUGGGACUCAGCCUGGGGGGAAACGAGCUUCCCUGGGGUAGUCCUUGGGUGAUUGGAGCCCUGAUUGGAAGCGUUUUCUUGUUUGGUCUUUUCCUCGUCGUUGAGGAAAAGACGAGUGCCAUCCCGGUUAUCCCCCUCCGUUUGUUGCAAGGAAGGCUACCUAUUGCAACGCAGUGUGCAAACGUAUGCGCAGGCAUGGCUGCAUAUGGGUACCUUUUCAUGCUUCCGCUUUUCUUUCAGGUUGUUCUGCUUGACUCGGCCACCACAGCCGGUGCUCGACUUGCAAUUCCUUCACUGGCGACUCCAAUUGGCGGCCUUAUUGCUGGUGUAGUUAUGUCUCGUUGGGGCAAACUGCUUGCUCUUGUGCGAACUGGAGCUCUGUUGAUGGUAGUAGGCAACGGCUUGGUGACCUUACUCCAGUUUCAAGAUUCGAAGUGGAAGUACUUUGUCUAUGUCUUUCCCGCAAACCUUGGUCAAGGCAUUAUUUAUCCUGGUAUACUGUUUACUUCGCUCGCCUCGUUCGACCACGCCGAUCACGCUGUCACGGCCUCGACAGUGUACCUCAUCCGCUCACUAGGAACCGUCUGGGGCGUUUCAGUCACAUCUGCCAUCGUUCAGACUACACUCAGCGUUCGCCUACCUGAUGCAUUGAGUGACGUAGCAGAUAAAUGGAGAGUUAUUGAGCAAAUCAGACACUCUGUCGACUAUAUCCGUCAAUUACCUCCCGAUGUGCAACUCAGGGCGCGUCUGGUUUACUAUGAUGGUUUGAGAUAUGCGUUUGGCGCCUCGACUGCCGUAGCCCUUCUAGGACUCUGUGCUGCCUUGAUCGCCAGCGGAACUGGCCUUCGAACAACUCACAAGUAG